This is a messenger RNA of Myotis davidii, 1987 nucleotides long. It is a transcript of the gene B3GNT9, whose product is annotated as UDP-GlcNAc:betaGal beta-1,3-N-acetylglucosaminyltransferase 9. Lineage: Eukaryota; Metazoa; Chordata; Mammalia; Chiroptera; Vespertilionidae. The record is from RefSeq and is a predicted model, not a curated record. Bases 119 to 1327 code for a protein of 402 amino acids. Gene Ontology annotation, molecular function: hexosyltransferase activity. The transcript has a single exon. Gene Ontology annotation, cellular component: membrane.
ACAGCCGGUAGUUGGGGAACCCCGGCGGGUGGCCUCCGCCCCCUCCCCUCGGGGAGGGCGGGGCCGGGAACCCUGACAGAGUUUCUCCGCAGGGGGCGCGGGCGCCGGCCACGCGGACAUGAGGUGGAGGCUGCGCCUACGUGGGGACGCGUUGCUCACGCUGAUCCUGGGCGCCGCCCUCAGCCUCCUGCUCUAUGCGCAGCGCGAUGGCAGAGCUCCCACCACUAGAGCGCCGCGAGUGCAAGGGAGGGCAGCGCGGGGUCCCACCCCCCGGCUCCGUGUAUUCCAGGCGCCGGACGCGGGCGCAGCCCUGCAGGUCUAUGAAGAGGAUACGCCGGAGCCGCCCACGCCCACGGGACCCUUUGACUUUCGCGGAUACCUGCGUGCCAAGGACCAGCGACGCUUCCCCCUGCUCAUUAACCAGCCGCACAAGUGCCGAGGCGAUGGCGCACCCGGCGCAGGACCCGACCUACUCAUCGCGGUCAAGUCAGUGGCGGCCGACUUUGAGCGGCGCCAAGCUGUGCGCCAGACGUGGGGGGCGGAGGGUCGCGUGCAAGGGGCGCUCGUGCGCCGCGUGUUCUUGCUGGGCGUGCCCAAGGGCGCAGGCUCAGACCCAACAGAAGCGGAGGGGACAGGCUCGCAAGCGCGCUGGCGCGCCCUACUGCGUGCUGAGAGCCGCACCUACACAGACAUCCUGCUUUGGGCCUUCGACGACACCUUCUUCAACCUAACGCUCAAGGAGAUCCACUUUCUGGCCUGGGCCUCAGCCUACUGCCCCAACGUACGCUUCGUUUUUAAGGGCGACGCGGACGUGUUCAUGCACGUGGGAAACCUGCUGGAGUUUUUGGCGGCGCGGGACCCGGCGCAGGACCUGCUUGUGGGUGACGUGAUCGUACAGGCACGGCCGAUCCGGGCGCGAGCCAGCAAGUACUACAUUCCCGAGGCUGUGUAUGGCCUGCCGGCGUACCCGGCCUACGCUGGCGGAGGCGGCUUCGUGCUUUCGGGGGCCACGCUCCGCCGCCUGGCCGGUGCCUGCGCCCAGGUUGAGCUCUUCCCUAUUGACGAUGUCUUUCUGGGGAUGUGUCUGCAGCGCCUUCGGCUCACACCUGAGCCUCAUCCUGCUUUCCGCACCUUUGGCAUACCCCAACCUUCAGCUGCGCCGCACCUGCGCACCUUUGACCCCUGCUUUUACCGUGAGCUAGUUGUAGUGCAUGGACUAUCAGCCGCUGACAUCUGGCUAAUGUGGCACCUAUUGCAUGGUUCGCCUGGGCCAGCCUGUGCACAUCCACAGCCUGUAGCUGCUGGCCCCUUCCAGUGGGGGCCGUAGUAACAUGUCACAGCCCAAAGCUCCCCUCAUUCAGAUCCAGGAUGUAGAAGGGAAGUUUCCCAGGUGGAUUAUUGCAGGGUAUGUGGUUCUUCCCCAAAAAGGGGCAUAAGAGUUCAGGAACCAGCUGGUGUCAUAUGUCUGCUUCCUCAGGGUUCCAGGGAAUGAAGAUUGAGCUUGGUUCCUGUCCCCCUACUUGGGAGCUGAUCUGGAACCAUCUAAUAACAAACCUUUGAGGAGUAGGGGGGAGGGGAAUGUGGGUGUGUGUCUCGAGAAGUGGCAGGGACUCAUGGACUCUGACCACACAACUUGGUUUGAAACCCCGAGGAUGCACACAUACAGGCCUUUCUCACAGCUACAUCCCACAAGGAGGUGUGGGAUCUGGCUUCAGCCUUCAUGGAACCGGCAGACAUGCCAUUAACACUCAAUCCGAAAGUAGGCAUUUUGUUUCCCAUCUGUCCCUCCAAAUUGUAUUUUCAGCCUUGCCAAAGUCUUUAGAUCUCCUUUUGAGAAGACACCCCCUUCCUGGGCCCUGGUUUGGUUGCAACAGCAGGGAUCGAGACACACAGGGACAACUAAGUCUUUCCCCACCUCCAACUAACCCAUACCCACACAACUAGGGCAAUCUCGUGGAGGCUGUAUUUUUCUUUUUGAAGGCAGUAU